AUUGUUUAAUAUUAACCAUGUCAAAGUGGCCGUCUGGAAAUGGUGCUUAUGCUCGACUAGAAGAUGACCGUAGUCAGGAUAUUCAUCCAACUGCCAAUGCUUCUCCAUUCUCAGACUCGUAUGCCAUCAAUGUUCCUGUUGAAGCUUCUACUUCUGCUUCUGGAUCUACAAAACUACCUUUAGGUGGUAAUACUACUGGAUUUUCUUCUUCUAGCUCUACUCAUGCUGCUCCAGCCACCACUGUUCAUGGCCUGUCUGGCUCCAUCGGCUCCGGCUCUGGCUCUGGAUCAGAUGCUACUCAUUCUAUUGGAAACACGCUGGAUGAACCUGUUUCAGUUACUAUUAUGCGUGAUCUGAACAAUAUUGGUAAAAAAGUCAAACAAGUGUUGCUUCCUGCUAGUCAAGGAGAUAGAAAUAUUUUGCGUGACUGGGACUGGUGGGGUCCGCUUUUGCUAUGUUUGGCUCUUUCUGUUCGAUUGAGCAUCACUGCUAGAUCUGAUCAAGGUCCCGCUGUGUUUUCAGCGACAUUUUUUAUCAUUUGGUUUGGAUCUGCUGUUGUCACUGUAAACUCGAAGCUUCUUGGUGGUAAAAUAUCGUUUUUUCAAAGUGUGUGUGUGCUUGGAUACUGCAUCUUUCCAUUAGUUGCAGUCAGUAUUAUCACUUGGGUCUUGCCUUUCUUUUUGAAAUUCAUUCUAGUCAUUGCCGCCUUUGCAUGGGCUACAUUUGCAUCACUUAAUUUCAUGGGAAAUGUCAAUCUGGACAAGAAGCGAAUCUUGGCAGUAUAUCCCAUCUUUUUAUUUUACAUGACUAUUGCAUGGCUGAUUCUUAUUGCAACGUAA
Molecule: messenger RNA, 839 nt
Organism: Batrachochytrium dendrobatidis JAM81
Lineage: Eukaryota; Fungi; Chytridiomycota; Chytridiomycetes; Rhizophydiales
Exons: 7
Coding region: 18-839 (273 amino acids)
Biological process (GO): endoplasmic reticulum to Golgi vesicle-mediated transport
Cellular component (GO): membrane; trans-Golgi network
Source: RefSeq, a predicted model, not a curated record